CUUGAUACUAAGGACAUGUCUGCUCCAAUUCAAGAUACAUUUACUACGGGCCCUAUCAUGCUCGCUCGGGUCUGGUAGCAGACUGAUUAUGACUCGGGGACGCCAGGGCAUGACACAAGCUGGCAGCCCAUGUGUGUAGCUCACAUCCUGGGAGGCUGUUCAGCGGCGUCACAGGCUCUCUGUUCCUCAAUAGUUGCUGGAGCCUGACACUAUCACCUUACGACGACGCACAGAUAUCAUGGAACAGGCCUCAUCUAGCGGGUCCAGAGUAGCUUUGAAGCCCACCUCCAACAAGUUCCGUCGCCUAGGCCGAUGGGCAAGGGCUUCGCCGGUUUCCGAUUCAAUAGUAGCCUCUUGGUGCGGCGCGAGCAUAUCCUUCCUCUUUUCCGGAUCCUACCUCAGCAUACGGACCGGCGAGCGUACCGAGCGCAAGGACUCGUUCAAUGGCGGGACUCCUAUGAUCGCAUGUACUAUCAGUGCUUAUCCGAGACGCAAAACAGGCCCAGGCAUCGACAACGAUCAAGUCAACACAUAUGACUGUGGACCGUCGCAGGAAGUUAUCCUCGUAGACGCGGACACUCUGAUUACUGGGGCUCUUCCUGUGAGGCUCACGCUCACGCUCGUGGACUGGGCUUCUGUGUUUGGGCUAGACAGCCUUAUUGUGGAUAGCGAAGAUGAUGUGCAGGCUGACACCGAUGACCCUCCACCGGUCAGGGUACUCGCUAUCGGGGACUCUAUCACGGCUGGGUACUCUGAUGGCUCGCAGCCGGUCCCUCUGGGCUGCCUCAAUGCCUAUCCGCAUGUCGCGAGGGAACGAAUACAGACGGAUACAGGCACUGCGAUCGAGCUGGAGCUCGUAGCUUUCCCUGGUAUCACGCUCGUAGCGCCUACGCUUGAGGAAAGAGACGAAGGUGUUGGGCAGGGAAUGAUAGACAAAUUCUUCAACGUGUCUCAAUGGUCUGACGAGCCCGCUAACCUGGACGAACAGCCUUCGAUCAUAUUGAUCGCGCUCGGUACCAACGAUGACGCGCAAGACGUUUCCCCUGAGCGAUUUGCGUCCAGCAUGCGCACCUUCAUCGAACGUGUGCUUCAAGCGUACCGUGCCUCUGUCAAGCAUAUCUGUGUCCUGCACCCCUUCCCCGACUUCACUGAGGACUCCGAGUUUGGAUCCUUAGAGACUUCUGAGCAGGUGCCCAUUACGCGAGACUUGUCGUCGGUCCUGGAUGCAUUGAGAUCGGUCACGGAGGAAAGUGUCGAGUUUCAUGAGUGGAACAUUGGAGGGGAUCUGCGGAGGGAGCACACGAUGGAUGGACUACAUCCAACGCUUUCUGGGCAUCGCACUCUAGGAGACACGCUCGCGCGGAUGGUGGUGCCGCUCUUGUAUCGGUCCGGAUGCGUCUUGACCUGAUUCAUAGUGUUCGGUGAUUGACAGAACUAUUGGGCGAACCAGAGACAGCGCAUAGUAUCGCGUGAGUAGCAGCAUGCUGGAGCUUUGACAUUCAAGUUUGCCGUCCGAUAGGUUGAUUGCCAUGCCCAUAUAGUACUGCCUGCGAUUCCCAAGCAGCUUUGCGAAGCCCUGCACAAUAAUGAGUGGAUACGCUGAAUCUUGGCUGCAUCCGAC
Molecule: messenger RNA, 1621 nt
Organism: Rhodofomes roseus
Lineage: Eukaryota; Fungi; Basidiomycota; Agaricomycetes; Polyporales; Fomitopsidaceae
Product: SGNH hydrolase-type esterase domain-containing protein
Exons: 5
Coding region: 239-1408 (389 amino acids)
Source: RefSeq, a predicted model, not a curated record